Molecule: messenger RNA, 866 nt
Organism: Lemur catta (Ring-tailed lemur)
Lineage: Eukaryota; Metazoa; Chordata; Mammalia; Primates; Lemuridae
Gene: SDF2L1
Product: stromal cell derived factor 2 like 1
Exons: 3
Coding region: 79-744 (221 amino acids)
Source: RefSeq, a predicted model, not a curated record
CGCUGUCAGAGCCUGAUUGGCUCGCCGGGGGGACGGAAGCUGCCCGGGGGCCCGAGCGGCUGGAGCCGGUCCGGGGCGAUGUGGAGCGCGGGCCGCGGCGGGGCUGCCCGGCCGGCGCUGCUGGGGCUGGUGCUGGCGCUCUUGGUGCCGGGCGGUGGCGCCGCCAAGACCGGCGCAGGGCUGGUGACCUGCGGGUCGGUGCUGAAGCUGCUCAACACGCAGCACAGGGUGCGGCUGCACUCUCACGACAUCAAAUACGGAUCCGGUAGUGGCCAGCAGUCGGUGACCGGCGUGGAGGCGUCGGACGACGCCAAUAGCUACUGGCGGAUCCGCGGCGGCUCAGAGGGCGGGUGCCCGCGUGGGCUCCCGGUGCGCUGCGGGCAGGCGGUGCGGCUCACACACGUGCUCACCGGGAAGAACCUGCACACGCACCACUUUCCGUCCCCGCUGUCCAACAACCAGGAGGUGAGCGCCUUUGGAGAAGACGGUGAGGGUGACGACCUGGACCUGUGGACCGUGCGCUGCUCCGGGAAGCACUGGGAUCGCGAGGCUGCGGUGCGCUUCCAGCACGUGGGCACCUCCGUGUUCCUGUCGGUGACGGGUGAACAGUAUGGGAGCCCCAUCCGUGGGCAGCAUGAGGUGCAUGGCAUGUCCAGCGCCAACACACACAAUACGUGGAAGGCCAUGGAAGGCAUCUUCAUCAAGCCCAGUGUGGAGCCCUCUGCAGGUCACGAUGAACUCUAAAUACCUGGAUGGAUAGACAGAGGGUGGCAAAAGGGGGGCGUCUGCAGGGCCACUCUUGGUGAAGAUUUUGGGUUUGUAGGGGUCCUCAAGUGCCUUUGUAAUUAAAGAAUGUUGGUUUGCAA